GUUUAAAGAUGGCGGAGUGCCUGGCCGCACGUUUGGCCGCCCAGGAGGAGCAGAUUCGCCUCCUCUCGGAUGAGGUCUCCUCGCUCCGGGACGGGCUCAGUCGGGGUGUGGACGCCGCCGGUGUUGCGGCAGCGGCGGCGGUGUCCCCGGCGCUGGAGAGCCUGCGGACGGAGAACGAGAAGCUGCGGUACCGGCUACUGCACCUCCGGAGAGCUCUGCAGGCGGAGCGGGCGCUGGAGGAGGCGGCGCCGGGCAAGUGUGGCACAGCUCCGGGGAAAAACGGCAACAAAGCUCCGCAGACAACCAACCGAGCCGAUAAAGCGGUGACAGCCCCGGACACGAAACCACUUGACAAAAACAAGAAAGAGAAGAAACAGGAGAAGACAGAUGGAAGUGUGAAGGAGCUGAAUCCUUGGCCCGGAUACAUCUCACAGCGACUCAGCCUUUACGAUCAGCUCAAGAAGGAGAGUGAUGCCCUGCUGGCAAAGAAAGCUGCAGGCAGCAGGCCCAUCUCUGUGGAGCUGCCAGAUGGGCGAAAGGUGGCAGGGAAAGCCUGGGUCACCACACCGUAUCAGCUGGCCUGUGAUAUCAGUCAGGGUCUGGCUGACAAUGCUGUGAUUUCUCGAGUGAAUGGCGAGCUGUGGGAUCUGGAUCGACCUCUCGAGCAAGACUGCUCCCUGGAGAUCUUGCGCUUUGACAAUGAGGAUGCUCAGGCUGUCUACUGGCACUCCAGUGCUCACAUCCUCGGAGAAGCAAUGGAGCGCUUCUAUGGAGGUUGUCUAUGUUAUGGACCUCCCAUCGAGAAUGGCUUCUACUACGACAUGUUCCUGGAUGGACAGAAGGGAGUGUCCAGCACUGAGUUUGGGGAUCUGGAGACGUUGUGUAAGACUGUGGUGAAGGAAAAGCAGCCAUUUGAGAGGCUUGAAAUCAGCAAGGAGACACUGCUGAAGAUGUUUAAGUACAACAAAUUCAAGUGUCGCAUUCUGAAUGAGAAGGUCACCACUCCAACCACUACAGUCUACAGGUGUGGGCCCUUAAUUGACUUGUGCAGAGGUCCUCACGUCAGACACACAGGCAAGAUCAAGGCCUUGAAGAUUUACAAGAACUCGUCCACCUACUGGGAGGGCCGCUCCGACAUGGAGACUCUGCAGAGAAUCUAUGGGAUUUCUUUCCCAGACUCAAAGAUGCUGAAGGAGUGGGAACGUUUUCAGGAGGAGGCCAAGAACAGAGACCACCGCAAGAUUGGCAAAGAUCAGGAGCUGUUCUUCUUUCACGACUUGAGCCCCGGCAGCUGCUUCUUCAUGCCCCGCGGAGCCUACAUCUACAACACACUCACAGAGUUCAUCAGGGAUGAGUACUGGAGAAGAGGCUUUCAGGAAGUCGCCUCCCCCAACAUCUAUAACAGCAAACUGUGGGAGACAUCUGGCCACUGGCAGCACUACAGUGAAAACAUGUUCUCCUUCCCUGUGGAGGACGACAUCUUUGCUCUGAAGCCAAUGAACUGCCCCGGGCACUGUCUGAUGUUUGGCCACAGGCCUCGCUCGUGGAGGGAGCUUCCUCUGAGGCUGGCGGACUUCGGGGUCCUGCACAGAAACGAGCUCUCGGGAACACUGACGGGUCUGACUCGAGUGAGGCGCUUCCAGCAGGACGACGCCCACAUUUUCUGUAGAAUGGAUCAGAUCGAGUCCGAGAUGAAGGGCUGUCUGGACUUCCUCCGCUGUGUUUAUGACGUGUUUGGGUUUUCCUUCCAGCUGCACCUCUCCACUCGCCCAGAGAAAUAUCUGGGCGACAUUGCUGUGUGGAACCAGGCUGAGAAGCAACUGGAAAACAGCCUGAAUGAGUUUGGGGAGCCAUGGAAACUCAACCCUGGAGAUGGUGCUUUUUAUGGACCCAAGAUCGACAUAAAGAUCAAAGACGCCAUCGGACGUUACCACCAGUGUGCGACCAUUCAGCUGGACUUCCAGCUUCCCAUCCGCUUCGACCUGACCUUUGUUGGGAAGGAUGGAGACGACAAAGGCCGACCGGUCAUCAUCCAUCGCGCCAUCUUGGGGUCGGUGGAGAGGAUGAUUGCAAUCCUCACUGAGAACUAUGCAGGGAAAUGGCCCCUGUGGCUGUCUCCACGUCAGGUGAUGUUGGUGCCUGUGAACCCGUCCUGUGAAGAGUACGCCAAGAGGGUGUGUAAGCAGUUUACAGAUGCUGGAUUCACCGCAGAUGCCGACCUGGAUUCUGGAUGCCUCCUGAACAAGAAAAUCCGAAAUGCUCAGCUGGCUCAGUAUAACUUCAUACUUGUGGUCGGAGAGAAGGAGAAGAUGACUAACAGCGUCAAUGUGCGCACGAGAGACAACAAAGUGCACGGAGAGCUGUCGGUGUCCGAGGUGAUGGCUCGCCUGACCCUGCUCAAACAGUCCCGCUGUCGAAACGCCGAGGAGGAGUUCUGAUCAAGACAAACAAAGCAGAUCGCCACAUCUCAAUACCUCAAGCUUCGGGCUGCACUCGAUCAGCUGUGAAAGCACGAUUGAUGGCUCUUUGAAGGAUGGUUUCAGGAAGGUAGAGCACUUAGAAAUCCGAGGAAGUGGAAAAUCUGGAAGAAAAUGAAUGAGCAAGGCUCUGAAACAGAUAUAUGAAGGAAAAAUGUUACACAAACCUGUAUCGGUGGGAAGGAAAGUUACGUAAUGAUUUGAGAAAUUCAAAUGAAUGUUGUGAUAAGGAAAGUUGUUGUAAUUUGACUGAUUUUAUUUUCACAACUGUCUGCCUUAGUGGGGAAACCCUCAAAUAAAAUCAAUGUG
Molecule: messenger RNA, 2786 nt
Organism: Salarias fasciatus (jewelled blenny)
Lineage: Eukaryota; Metazoa; Chordata; Actinopteri; Blenniiformes; Blenniidae
Gene: tars3
Product: threonyl-tRNA synthetase 3
Exons: 19
Coding region: 9-2438 (809 amino acids)
Biological process (GO): threonyl-tRNA aminoacylation
Cellular component (GO): cytoplasm; mitochondrion
Molecular function (GO): ATP binding; threonine-tRNA ligase activity
Source: RefSeq, a predicted model, not a curated record